CUUCAAAUUCUUCACCCGCCCCUUCUCUUCCAUCUGUCCCCAAAUCAAAAUUCUCUCUGUUUCUUCUUUCUUCUUCAGUCAAGCUUCAUCAACAUUCAACAAUGGCGGACACCAAAACCACUUCCAUUCCCACUCCUCUUCUCAGAGAUGAGCUUGACAUCGUCAUCCCCACCAUCCGUAACCUCGACUUCCUCGAAAUGUGGAGGCCAUUUUUCCAGCCCUAUCACUUGAUCAUUGUCCAAGACGGCGACCCUUCCAAGACUAUCAGAGUUCCUGAUGGCUUUGACUAUGAACUUUAUAAUCGUAACGAUAUCAAUCGGAUUCUCGGUCCUAAGGCCUCUUGCAUUUCCUUUAAGGACUCUGCUUGUAGGUGCUUUGGCUACAUGAUUUCUAAGAAGAAGUAUAUCUUCACGAUUGAUGACGACUGCUUUGUUGCUAAAGACCCCUCUGGUAAAGAGAUUAAUGCACUUGAACAACACAUUAAGAACAUCUUGACGCCAUCAACCCCAUUUUUCUUCAACACCCUUUAUGAUCCAUAUAGAGAAGGUGCUGAUUUUGUCCGUGGAUAUCCAUUCAGUCUCAGGGAAGGUGUCCCCACAGCAGUGUCUCAUGGACUUUGGCUAAACAUUCCAGAUUAUGAUGCACCCACCCAACUCGUUAAACCACUGGAGAAAAACACAAGGUACGUCGAUGCAGUUCUGACAAUACCGAAGGGCACCUUCUUUCCCAUGUGUGGAAUGAAUCUGGCAUUCAACCGUGAUCUAAUCGGUCCCGCCAUGUACUUUGGACUCAUGGGAGAUGGCCAACCCAUUGGUCGCUAUGACGAUAUGUGGGCUGGCUGGUGUAUGAAGGUCAUUUGUGACCACUUGGGAUUUGGAGUGAAGACAGGAUUGCCAUAUAUCUGGCACAGCAAGGCAAGCAACCCAUUUACAAACCUCAAGAAGGAAUACAAAGGAAUCUUUUGGCAGGAACAGAUUAUACCAUUUUUCCAAACUGUUACCCUACCAAAGGAUUGCAACACCGUGCAGAAGUGCUAUAUUGAACUCUCCAAGCUGGUGAUGGAAAAACUCAGUUCAGUUGACGAGUAUUUCGUCAAGCUUGCGGAUGCCAUGCUUACUUGGAUUGAAGCUUGGGAUGAGCUGAAUCCAUGUGGAGAGGAAGUAGUUGAAUUAUCCAAAGUUGUUUCAAAAUAGUUUAUUUGAUGUUUUUUAUUACUGCUUAAAGGUUUAACAUUCAUUCGAUCAAUGCUUUUGGUCUAAAGUUGUCUCAAAGUUCUGUGUGUUUUACGCACUCAUUGUUCUUGUUUGAAAAUGAUUUGGCAUUACAUCUUGAAUAUCAAGAAAACCACAUUUUUACUC
This is a messenger RNA of Benincasa hispida (wax gourd), 1358 nucleotides long. RefSeq names its product putative UDP-arabinopyranose mutase 2. Gene Ontology annotation, molecular function: UDP-arabinopyranose mutase activity. Gene Ontology annotation, cellular component: cytosol; Golgi apparatus. Gene Ontology annotation, biological process: UDP-L-arabinose metabolic process; plant-type cell wall organization or biogenesis. NCBI's taxonomy places the organism in Eukaryota, Viridiplantae, Streptophyta, Magnoliopsida, Cucurbitales, Cucurbitaceae. The record is from RefSeq and is a predicted model, not a curated record.